AUGGCUUCUGGUCGCAAAAAGGUUCUCUUGAAGGUUAUUAUUCUCGGUGACAGUGGAGUUGGAAAGACUUCCUUGAUGAACCAAUAUGUAAAUAAAAAGUUUUCAAAUCAGUACAAGGCUACCAUUGGUGCAGACUUCUUGACUAAGGAAGUAAUGGUAGAUGACCGUUUGGUUACGAUGCAGAUUUGGGAUACAGCAGGUCAAGAACGAUUCCAAUCUUUAGGCGUCGCAUUCUAUCGAGGUGCUGAUUGUUGUGUACUCGCAUAUGAUGUUAACAAUAGCAGAAGCUUUGAAGCAUUAGACCAAUGGCGUGAUGAAUUUUUGGUCCAAGCUUCUCCCAGAGACCCUGAUCAUUUCCCUUUUGUGCUCCUUGGUAAUAAGAUUGAUGUUGAAGAAAGCCGAAGAAUGGUAUCUCAAAAACGCGCUAUGGCUUGGUGUCAGUCUAAAGGCAACAUCCCUUACUUUGAAACUUCUGCAAAGGAAGCUAUCAACGUUGAACAGGCUUUCCAGACAAUUGCAAAGAAUGCUCUAUCUCAAGAAACAGAUGUUGACAUUGAUUUUCCUGAUACCAUUCAAAUACCUAGUGGAAGACAAGAACAUGAUCCAGGAUGCGCUUGCUAA
Molecule: messenger RNA, 621 nt
Organism: Rhizopus microsporus ATCC 52813
Lineage: Eukaryota; Fungi; Mucoromycota; Mucoromycetes; Mucorales; Rhizopodaceae
Product: Rab7 protein sea anemone
Exons: 7
Coding region: 1-621 (206 amino acids)
Biological process (GO): regulation of vacuole fusion, non-autophagic
Cellular component (GO): vacuole; phagocytic vesicle; late endosome
Molecular function (GO): GTPase activity; GTP binding
Source: RefSeq, a predicted model, not a curated record